Messenger RNA from Erigeron canadensis, 1548 nucleotides. RefSeq lists its product as uncharacterized. NCBI's taxonomy places the organism in Eukaryota, Viridiplantae, Streptophyta, Magnoliopsida, Asterales, Asteraceae. The record is from RefSeq and is a predicted model, not a curated record. The coding region runs from base 119 to 1360 and encodes 413 amino acids. The transcript has 2 exons.
CCUACACCAAUUUUUCUUGAGGUUUGUCUAUUUUCUGCAAUUCAAUAUCUAAACUUUGUUUUUCUCCAUCUUUCUUCUUCUUCAUUUAAACUUAUCUUAAUCUCAAAAGUGUGACAACAUGAUCGAACCUCAACAAGCAACAACACCUUUAGCUCCAUAUGUUAUUCGUAACUUCAUAUUACCUUUACUCGUAUACACCGAUAAAUCCUUAAUAAACUUAACUCAUAAGUUUAAACUAUUCAAAUUAAUUCGUUACACUUUAGUCAAAACCUUUUUAUUCUUUCUUAAAAUCAUCCAGUCUUUCUUCCUUUUUUAUUCCAAUUUCAAUCCCAAUCCCAACUAUGACAACGAUUUUUAUUUAGGUUCGUUUUUGGAUUCAGAUUCUGAAACCAAUGGAACUUAUUUAAAGGUCCCUUUUAUAAAAGGGACCCAAGAACAUAAGAAAAUUGGAGAACAUAACGUAACUGGUGACACGUGCAUAGCACGUGCACUUGCUCAGUUAUUAGCUAUAGUUAAUGAAAUACCAGUUAGUUCAAGGAAGUACGAGGUUGUCAGAUCAUAUGCGGAGAAACUAAUAGAUGCAAAUCUCAAGGAGAAUCAUGAGGCGUUACGAAAAGUUAACGCCGCGGUUUUGUCGCAUGCGUUUUCACACGCGCUUCGACAACUUGAAAUGGCGGCUGAGGUGGCGGCUGUGGUGGAGAAUGAUGAUAGUACAAUGAUUAAAAGUAAAAGUAAGGGUGGUGGUGGUCGUUUUGGGUUGACCCGGGUGAUAAAAACAGUUGGUUAUUAUGGUGAUGUUGCUUGGACCCGGUUAAGAAAAAAGAAAACGGCCCGGUUUGAGGGUUCGGCUGAGAAGUUGUCAGCUGAGCUGCUUUGGUUGGCUGAGAAGUUAGCGGCUUGUGGGAGUGGUGAUGAGGCUGUUCGUGAAUGGGCUUCGGCUUCUAAGCUGGCGUCUGUGGCUCUUUCGGCUCAGCUAAGACUACAAGGAUCGUUGGUUAAACUUUCUGCAUUCUUGUUCAAGCAAGCGGCGAAUAUGGGAGGUGAAGACCAAGAAGAGGGUAACAUGGAGGAAUUAAGGAAAAUCAAAAUGACAUUGUUAAUGUCAUGGCUACCGUUUAUGUGCCAAGCAAGCCUUGGAACAGACGCACCCGUGCUAACAAUUAAAGAGAAGCUUGAGCUAGAAAAUGUCUUAGGAGAACUCAUAGGGUCUUUAAAACAUGAAGAAGAACAAGAAAAGGUCUUGUCUUUAUGGCUCCAUCACUUCACUCAUUGCCCAUCUUCUGAUUGGCCCAACCUACAUCUUUACUAUGCUCGUUGGUGCACCGCUUCUCGCAAGCUAUUGAUCCUCGAGGGAAAGUAAGUCAAGCAAACAAGAACCGUCAUUGUUAAUCUUGUGCGGCGAAGCACAGAUUCUUUUAACUAACAAAAGCACGAAAAAGGACUUAUCACCAAGAAUCCAAAUGCAGAAUGAUGGAUUUAUCUUUGUCUUGUAUAUUUUGGUAAAUGAUCAUAUUUAUUUGCAAUAAAAUGUGAAUAUGUUCAUAUUAA